ACCUGUUGUCGCAGCGACUGGCCGCGCUCCGUAUGGGCUCCGGAUCCCGAACCUUCGACGAGCGGUUCCCCUGUUUUCUCACCACUGGAAAUAGUAUCAACCGACGCAACUCGGAGAGCGGCAUCGAUCGAGACCAAUUUCUCCAAGAUCCGGUGAGAUCCUCGCAUGUUAUUGACUCUGAAAGUUUUGGACCACCGGGACCGCCGCACUAAGCCUUAUCCGCGCUUCACCUCCCUCGACGCGGGCGCGCGUCCGUUCCCACGCCAAUUUCCACGCCUAGUCCGCUCAGAUGGAAACCGACGGCACCCGAUCCCCUGACACCAUGGACGCCGACGCUUCGUCCGGUCAAGACGAGGACGACACUAACUGGUUUCUUGUCGCUCGGAAGAAGAAACGCUUAGCUCAAGCUGCUGCGGACCUGCCGCCUCCUCCGGCACCCCAAGUCCCCCGCAAGACGAAUGCACGUCUCCCACCACUGCCUAUUGACGACUACAAGAUUGUGUUCCGCCCGAGAGACGGCCUCAACCUCGGUGCGUGGCCUCAACCUUCUGUUGCCCGAGCCAUCGGCAUAGCAGCGGGGCUGGACAGUGCCGUUCUCAACGAACUUAUCAUUCGCAUCCGCACUGACCAAAAUCUUGCGGUGCUCAGCACACCGGACGAGAACCUCGCGGCACGGCUUCAGCGAGUUCAAUUUAUCUGCAUGGGCCUUACCCAACACGCCGUCCAAGCGUAUGUAGCUGCCCCCGACAACUCUUGCAAGGGAGUAGUCUCGGGCCUUGAACCAAACACCACUACAACGACGCUUCUGGAAAACCUCCGCUGCUCAGAAGCUCCUGUCCUACACGCUCGCAUGAUGGGACCUACGAAUACGGCCCUGAUAACAUUCUCCGGCACCCAUGUACCCCACUACGUCCGUAUGUACGGUGCUGAACUCCGCUGCCACAUCUACCGACCGCGCCAACAAGUAUGCAGCGUGUGCUUGUCGAUGGGCCAUCGAGCUGACGUCUGUCCCAUGCCCGACAAACCCCGUUGCGCGGCGUGUGGUAUCUCCAACCCACCGAAGGAACAUGAGUGCACACCUAAAUGCAUUCACUGUGACGGCGCUCAUCCCGCUACUGACCCUCGCUGUCCAUCGCGUCAACUACCGGCACACAACAAGUCGCACGUGCUCCGUGAGCACAACAAACGCAAGGAACAGCGUCCCCCGCCCGGACCAGCACAGGGCCAGCUUGGGUCGACGACUCAGCAGGGCGCUCAGCAAAACCCGACCCAAUCGGAAAAGACACCAGGGAGCUCAGCGGAGAACCCCUGGACUAGGGGACGCAGCCGCACUCGCGGCUCAACCGGGGAUCGCCUCCAAACUGACCGGAGUCGCUCGGCUGGCGGCUCCAAGGGCCGGACUCCCAGCCACGGCCGUUCGAGGGACCGUGGCCACAACAAAAAGGGAUCCGACAAGAAAGAGCAAGCGGUAAGCUGGGCAGCGCAGUUCCCACCUCUAUCCCCCUCUCCACACACCCCCCCUUCCGUCACACAACACUCUAAGCCACAACCCACUCCGCAACCCAUGACGACCGACAAUGAACCGCGCCUUAAUGACUCCCUGCAAACCUCUCGCACAGUCUAUUGCACACAACAGGCACUGAACGAAAUGGCCGCCUCCCUAAAGACUGAAUUGGUAACCCUAAUGCAGGCGGAAAUGCAAAAAAUGAAGGAGGUCAUUAUGGCUGAAGUCACAGCUCCGCUUCAACAGUUAAUACAACAAGCCCUGCAACCCGCUGUCCAGCAGAUGGUGGCCGAUAUUAAACAACAGAUAGCGGCUGCACUCGGCCAACUUUCAAUCUCUCCACCUUUGUCCAAACGCUCCCUUUCUCCUUCACGUGAAACACAAAGAUCACAUCCUUACCUUCGCCCUGCCCGAUUACCGUCACCGGACCGAACACCCGCCCCGCUAAACCCGGAAAGCUCACUUCCCAGCACCUCCCAGGCCGACGUGCCGCCAGCCGGACAGCCCCCGGGUAUCAACCAAACACAAAUAAUAGCUGAUCAUGGCCAGAAACCGUAGGGUGACACGCACUACCUCCCAACUCCUAAGCGUGUGGCAAUGGAAUUGCAGGGGCUACCGCCGGAAACGCGGAUCGCUUACGCAAUUCAUUGCCACACAGCCCCAUCCCCCCGAUGUAAUAGCGUUGCAGGAAGCGCAUUGCACUCCUACACUUCCCGGCUACAACACG
Messenger RNA from Dermacentor silvarum, 2231 nucleotides. RefSeq lists its product as uncharacterized. The coding region runs from base 290 to 2062 and encodes 590 amino acids. The transcript has a single exon. The record is from RefSeq and is a predicted model, not a curated record. NCBI's taxonomy places the organism in Eukaryota, Metazoa, Arthropoda, Arachnida, Ixodida, Ixodidae.